GGAGCCCAAUGUUAUAAAAUAAUACAAAUGAAUUUCUAAUCUGAAUCUGUGUUUCUCUCUCAUAUCCCUGAGGGGUGACCAGUCAGGUAUCUCGCUGCUGCAACUUCCCCUUAAAUAUAAAAAAACACAAAUAUUUCUGGUCUUCUCUUCUCUCAUUUCUCAGCACACACUUUCUGAUUUUCUCUCUCUUCUCUCUACUACCAACUUCCAAGCUACUAACUUAUUUUCAGUUUUUUUAAUUUUUCGAGGGAAAAAAUUAUGGAUGGUAAUGCGCAGUACAAUCCACGAACCGUUGAAGAAGUUUUUAAAGAUUUUAAGGGUCGUAGAGCUGGCAUGAUUAAAGCUCUUACUACUGAUGUUGAAGAAUUUUACCAGCAAUGUGAUCCUGAGAAGGAGAACCUAUGUCUCUAUGGAUAUCCAAAUGAGCAAUGGGAAGUGAACUUGCCAGCUGAAGAGGUUCCUCCGGAGCUCCCUGAGCCCGCUUUGGGUAUUAACUUUGCUCGUGAUGGUAUGCAAUCAAAGGACUGGUUGUCACUUGUUGCUGUUCAUAGUGAUGCUUGGUUGCUAUCUGUUGCCUUCUAUUUUGGUGCCAGAUUUGGAUUUGAUAAAACUGACAGGAAACGUCUGUUCAAUAUGAUCAAUGAACUGCCUACAAUAUUUGAGGUUGUUAGUGGAACUGCAAAGAAGCAAUCAAACUCAAAAGAAAAGACAUCUGUCUCAAACAACAGCAGCACCAAAUCCAAAUCUAACACUAAAUCAUCCAAGUAUUCUUCGAAAGGGACACCAGCAAAAGAUGAAGAAGAUGGUUUAGACGAGGAAGAUGAGGAGGAACACGGGGAUACUCUUUGUGGUGCCUGUGGAGAAAACUAUGCAUCAGACGAGUUUUGGAUCUGCUGUGACAUAUGUGAGAGAUGGUUCCAUGGGAAGUGUGUGAAGAUCACUCCAGCGAGGGCUGAACAUAUCAAGCAGUACAAGUGCCCAUCGUGCAGCAACAAAAGAGCUCGGCCUUGAGUUUUGCAUCUAAAGCUAGUGAAUUUGUAUCUUGCAUCGAUUGUACUCUACCCUUUUGUUGGUAAUGUAUUCCGCUCAUUGUCUAGGUGUUAGCUCAUAGUGCCAUGCGUUUUCAGGCGUUACGUUUCUGUCCAGCCAUGUGUUUAAAUUCAUUUAAUUUAAAUCAGCUAGUAUGCGGAUGGUAGAUGUUCUCAGUUGUGCAUUUGGAUAUAUCAUUAAUCUCUUUAUGUUUUAGGAAAGGUUCCUUCUAGGUUAACUUUGCUCCAACAUUCUGGAAUCAGUUGUAGAUUUUCAGAAUGCAAUUUAUUGUAUCCAGUGUUGUUAAAAUUGUUUCAUGUUUAUCAAUCACCAAUUUAUUUUGGGGUUGCUUGCCAAAUAGUUGUUGGAUUGUUUGACUAGUCGGAGCCUGGGGAUGUGAAAGUUUUGUUGACUUUUAACUGACCGGAUACAUGAGUGAUAGAGAUUUGUUUUUAACUGCAAGUGUACGGUGCACCUGUGGCUAAUGGGUUGAUUUCAGAAAAGCUAUUUAAUUAUUUUCCUAUUAUUAUUAGGCAAC
Amaranthus tricolor (Joseph's coat) is the source of this 1567-nucleotide messenger RNA. Its product is annotated as PHD finger protein ALFIN-LIKE 4-like. Lineage: Eukaryota; Viridiplantae; Streptophyta; Magnoliopsida; Caryophyllales; Amaranthaceae. Gene Ontology annotation, biological process: regulation of DNA-templated transcription. The record is from RefSeq and is a predicted model, not a curated record. Gene Ontology annotation, cellular component: nucleus. The transcript is spliced from 5 exons. The coding region runs from base 259 to 1011 and encodes 250 amino acids. Gene Ontology annotation, molecular function: histone binding; transcription coregulator activity; transcription cis-regulatory region binding.